AUGUUGGGACGCCUCGACUUCGAGAACGACGCGGUCGCCUGGCGCGCUGCAAACCCGUCCUCUUUCGGUUACCACCAUGGGCCUGUGCCAUACUGGCAUCAGCAACAGAUAACGAAUGCGAAUGCUAACGGCGGGAACCACCGUCCAUCCUUUCCUCCGGUAACAGUAUCAAAAGUCAACACGGGCGUGUGCGAUGUCAAGCUUGACUCCACAGGCAGCAUCUGUGGAAGGGUCUGCCGCGACCAACCUUCUCUGCAAUGCCACCUGCGGGAUGCCCACCCAGGAGCAGCGAGCAGCCCCACGGGAGUCAAUAUAACUGUAAUAGAGGAGCUGCAAGGGGAGAACGCCCUCAAGACAUGGGUGCUGACAGGCGGGUGGCGCGAUGCAAGGGAGGACGCGGAUUUCAGGAGGAAAUUUGGCGAAAAUUCCCACCGCCGGAUAAUACACGAGAACCCCGGAUUCCAGCCUGGGAGGCAGAGCCGGUCGAGGGCUCGACAACUCGAGGCGGAGGCCGAGGCCGCCGCACCACAAUCACAGCGUGACGGACCAGGCCGAACUGCAUGGCCGAGUCCCCGAAGGAGAAGUCAGACUCGCGUGCUAUAUGAACAGGGCCAAGAUUCGGUUUUCGUAUCAGAUGGUGAUGAGGUGGGGGCCGUGAGCGUGAAGUCUGAAGGGUCGCCCUAG
Diaporthe amygdali is the source of this 684-nucleotide messenger RNA. RefSeq lists its product as uncharacterized. The transcript has 2 exons. The record is from RefSeq and is a predicted model, not a curated record. The coding region runs from base 1 to 684 and encodes 227 amino acids. Lineage: Eukaryota; Fungi; Ascomycota; Sordariomycetes; Diaporthales; Diaporthaceae.